GUCAUCAUCUCCCCAUACACAAAUGACCGCAAAAUCUUACAAACUGAUAGAGCAAUGGGGCAGUCACCGCCAUUCUGUAACAUGAUAUUCUUGAGCAUUCUUGUUACUAUUUUGGUUUUGAUGACCCAAUACUCACAUGCAGAGGUUUUAUCCACUAAUUCUAGGUGGAUAGUGAAUGGAGGAGGGAAGAGGGUAAAGUUGUCGUGUGUGAACUGGGUGAGUCAUUUGGAGGUCAUGUUGGCAGAAGGACUAAGCAAGCAGCCAGUAGACACUAUUUCAAAAUCUAUUACCGACAUGGGUUUUAAUUGUGUUAGGCUAACUUGGCCUCUAUUCUUGUUUACUAAUGAUUCUUUGGCUUCCUUAACUGUACGCCAGAACUUCAAUAACCUUGGCCUCGUUGAGUCCGUUGCUGGACUUCAAGCUAACAAUCCCAACAUUCUUGAUCUAUCCCUUCUCAAUGCUUACCAGGUAGUGGUGGCUAGCCUGGGAAAUAAAAAUGUGAUGGUCAUACUAGACAAUCAUAUAAGCAAGCCCGGCUGGUGCUGCAGCAACUUCGACGGAAAUGGCUUCUUCGGCGAUCAAUACUUUAACCCUGAUCUUUGGGUCCAGGGCCUUACCAAGGUUGCCACCACCUUCAAGAACGUUACCAAUGUCGUUGGUAUGAGCUUAAGAAAUGAACUCCGAGGACCUAGACAAAAUGUUAACGACUGGUACAGGUACAUGCAGAAAGGAGCUGAAGCGGUGCAUGCAGCUAACCCUGAUGUUCUAGUCAUUAUCUCUGGCCUAUAUUACGACAAGGAUCUUUCUUUCCUGCGCCAGAGACGAAUUAACUUGACUUUCUCUGGAAAGCUAGUCUUCGAAAUUCAUCGAUACAGUUUCACGGACUCAAAAGCAUGGGAAACAGGAAACCCGAAUCAAGUUUGCGGACAGAUAUUGAAUGACAUAAUGAAUAGAGGUGGUUUUCUGCUAGGCCAAGGGUAUCCGUUGUUUGUGAGUGAGUUUGGGGUGGACCAAAGAGGGACCAAUGUAAAUGACAAUAGGUAUUUCAAUUGUUUCAUGGGACUAGCAGCUGAACUUGACUUUGAUUGGGCAUUGUGGACACUUGUUGGAAGCUAUUAUUUGAGAGAAGGUGUUGUUGGACUCAAUGAGUAUUAUGGGAUUUUGGACUAUAAUUGGUGUGAAACCAGAAACUCAAGCUUCCUUCAAAGGAUCUCCUCCGUUCAAUCUCCUUUCCAAGGACCAGGAUAUAACGAGACUCGCUCCCACAAAGUAAUCUUCCAUCCAAUGACCGGGCUUUGUGUUCGACGAAUUUCAUUGCUGCAGCCAUUGGAGCUCGGUCCGUGCUCUGAGGCCGAAGCGUGGGACUAUGCACCAACAAAAACAAUGACAUUAACAGGAACUUACUUUUGCCUUCAAGCAGAUAAGUCUGGGCAACCAGCAAAACUUGGCAUAAUAUGCACUAGUUCCAACUCCAAAUGGCAAGCUAUCUCAGACUCCAAGAUGCACUUGUCUUCUAAGCUACAAGAUGGCACUAAUCUUUGCUUGGAUGUUGAUUCCAAAAAUGUUAUUUACACAAACACUUGCAAAUGCCUGAGCAGAGAUAAAUCAUGUGACCCUGCAAGCCAGUGGUUCAAAAUCAUUGACAGCACCAGGCAACAAAAAACUACUACAAAAUCCUUUCUCCAGAGCAAGCAAAUCGUUCAAUUUCUAGAAAAUACAUUUUUAUAGAAGCCACAUCUUCUAAGUCAUAUUGUAGAUGGAUAGUUCAUAUAGACACAAAAAUAAAAAGUUUCACAAACUUCAUAUU
Molecule: messenger RNA, 1807 nt
Organism: Lycium ferocissimum
Lineage: Eukaryota; Viridiplantae; Streptophyta; Magnoliopsida; Solanales; Solanaceae
Product: glycosyl hydrolase 5 family protein-like
Exons: 4
Coding region: 55-1728 (557 amino acids)
Molecular function (GO): hydrolase activity, hydrolyzing O-glycosyl compounds
Source: RefSeq, a predicted model, not a curated record